Exophiala spinifera is the source of this 1065-nucleotide messenger RNA. Its product is annotated as porphobilinogen deaminase. The transcript has 2 exons. Gene Ontology annotation, molecular function: hydroxymethylbilane synthase activity. Gene Ontology annotation, biological process: heme biosynthetic process. Gene Ontology annotation, cellular component: cytoplasm. Bases 1 to 1065 code for a protein of 354 amino acids. NCBI's taxonomy places the organism in Eukaryota, Fungi, Ascomycota, Eurotiomycetes, Chaetothyriales, Herpotrichiellaceae. The record is from RefSeq and is a predicted model, not a curated record.
AUGGCCACCAUCGCCGUGGUCCAGGGCGACAAUCGCUCGGCAACAAUUGAUGGAAGCAAUCCUCAAAAAACCUUCAGUGUCGGCACUAGAAAAUCAAAGCUUGCUCUGGUCCAGACAGAUCUUGUAGUGAAGGGUCUGGCUGCAACAUUCCCCGACAAUGUCUAUGCCAUCAAAGCACGGGACACAGCGGCAGGAGAUAUCGACAAAGUCACUCCUUUCAAGGAUAUGCCGGUGAAGAAUUUGUGGACGCAUGAACUUGAAACUUUGAUGCUCGAAGAGAAGUUGGAUUUUUUAGUCCACUCAUACAAAGACGUUCCUACCCAGUUGCCACCUGGCUGUGAAAUCGGUGCAGUGCUGCAAAGAGAAGACCCGAGGGAUGCUUUUGUUAUCAAGGCCGGACGCAAACCUUGCAACAUCGAAGAUCUACCGGCCGGAGCAGUUAUUGGAACUUCGUCAAUGAGAAGAGGGGCACAGAUUGCUCUUAAAUAUCCUCACCUACGAGUCCUCGAUAUGAGGGGAAAUAUCGACACCAGACUAUCAAAACUCGAUGCCGAGGACGGACCUUUUGAUGCUGCAAUUUUGGCGGCUGCUGGCCUGAUCCGUGUCAAUCUCCGUCAUCGCAUUACUCAGUAUCUCGAUUCAAAAAGCGGAGGGAUGCUCUAUGCUGUGGGACAGGGCGCGAUCGGGGUCGAGAACCGAGCAUCUGAUGAACGGGUUCAGAGUAUGCUUACUAAAAUAGACCAUCGCGAAACCCACCUGGCUACUGCUACAGAGCGAAGCUUAUUGAGGACCUUGGAGGGAGGAUGCAGUGCUCCCCUGGGAGUCGAAACUGAAUGGCUCAAAGGAGACAGCGAGGAUACUCUUCAGCUCAAAGCAAUCGUUGUAAGUCAAGACGGAAAGGACAAGGCAGAAGUUGAGAUGACCCAAGUGGUGCAAAGCAAAGAAGACGCAGAAUCCUUCGGUACAUCUGCGGCUGAGGAGUUACUGCGGAGAGGCGCAGACAAAAUUCUGGCAGAUAUCAAAGCUAAAAGACCGACGACUGUAGCGGAUCUGGAAGAAAAGUAA